Molecule: messenger RNA, 4150 nt
Organism: Lepus europaeus (European hare)
Lineage: Eukaryota; Metazoa; Chordata; Mammalia; Lagomorpha; Leporidae
Gene: CRISPLD2
Product: cysteine rich secretory protein LCCL domain containing 2
Exons: 16
Coding region: 148-1767 (539 amino acids)
Cellular component (GO): extracellular region
Source: RefSeq, a predicted model, not a curated record
CGCCCGCGGUCUCCUGCGUGUCGUCGGCUCUUCCCGCCCAGCUUGCCCGCUAGCUACCGGCGAGGCGGCAACUGGAACCCCCGCGGAGGGCUCUCGCACCCACCUUUGCUUCAGGAACCCGGAAGCCUGGUGUUGCUACAGGGAGCCAUGCGCCGCGUCCUGCCCAGCGUCCUGCCCUUGGGGCUGGUGUUGCUGGCCUGGGGGGCCCAAGGCCUCUUCCUGCCCAAUGCCACCCACUGGGAGCAGCUGCUCGCCAAGUACCGGCAGGACACGCCCCACGCCCGCUCCCGCAGGGCCAUCUCCAGGGCUGACCGCGAGGAGAUCCUGAUGCUGCACAACCAGCUACGUGGCCAGGUGCACCCGCAGGCCUCCAACAUGGAGUACAUGACCUGGGAUGAAGAACUGGAGAGGUCGGCGACGUCCUGGGCCCAGCAGUGCCUCUGGGAGCACGGGCCCUCCAGCCUGCUGGUGUUCAUCGGGCAGAACCUGGCCGUGCACUGGGGCAGGUACCGCUCCCCGGCGAUGCACGUGCAGGCCUGGUAUGACGAGGUGAAGGACUUCAUCUUCCCCCAGCCCCACGAGUGCAACCCGUGGUGUCCGGAGAGGUGCCUGGGGCCCACGUGCGCCCACUACACACAGGUGGUCUGGGCUACCACCAACAAGAUAGGCUGUGCCGUGAACACCUGCCCCCGCAUGGACGUGUGGGGGAGCAUCUGGGAGAACGCCGUGUACCUCGUCUGCAACUACUCUCCCAAGGGAAACUGGAUCGGAGAAGCCCCCUACAAAGUCGGCCCACCCUGCUCUGCGUGCCCGCCCAGCUACGGAGGCGGCUGCUGGAACAACCUGUGCUACAAAGGAAGCUUCCCUGGAUUUGGCCGACAGACGCUGCAUCUGCCCAAGUGCGCCCAUCAACCCUAUGUCCCUCGUCGACUUUUCCCGUCCCACGGUCACGACAGCGGGCCGCUCCAGGGCCAGGUGGCAGAAGAGACCCAGGACCGACAGCCCGAGACGGACGAGACGAACGAGGUGGAGACGGCGUCCAUUCCGGGAGAAAGAUACGUGUGGGAGCAGCCACGCGUGACCAGGCCCAUGAAGCCGGAGCGCACAGGCGAGGGCAGCUACAUGACGCAAGUCAUCCAGUGCGACACCAAGAUGAAGGACAGGUGCCAAGGGUCCACGUGCAACAGGUACCACUGCCCAGCCGGCUGCCUGCACGACAAGACCAAGAUCUUUGGGUCUCUGUUCUAUGAAAGUUCGUCCAGCAUCUGCCGGGCCGCCCUCCACCACGGGGUCCUCAACGACACGGGCGGGCUGGUGGACGUGACCAGGAACGGGAGGAAGCCCUUCUUCGUGAAGUCGCAGAAGCACGGCGUGGAGUCUCUGAGCAAGUACAAGCCUUCCGGCUCCUUCUUGGUGUCCAAAGUGAAAGUGCAGGACCUGGACUGCCACACCACGGUUGCUCAGCUCUGCCCGUUUGAAAAGCCCAUGUCCCACUGCCCGAGAGUGCGGUGCCCGGCGCUCUGUAGAGAUGAGCCAUCCUCCUCGGCGCGGGUUGUCGGGACCAACAUCUAUGCAGACAGUUCGAGCAUCUGCAGGGCGGCCGUGCACGCUGGGGUCGUCAUGGACGAACUCGGCGGUUACGUGGACGUGAUGCCGGUCGACGGGAAGAAGAGCUACGCGGGCUCGCUCAGGAACGGGGUUCAGUCGGAAAGCCUGAGCGCGCCUGGGGACGGCAAGGCCUUCCGGAUCUUUGCGGUCAGGCAGUGAAGUCCAGCACCAGGGACUGGGGCACGUCCUGCACAGGACUUCGGGGUUCUGCUUGUUACUUUACAGCGCUGGGUGGGUGUGGGUGGGAAUCCGGACAGUCAGGAGCCCUGUGAGUGGCGUCCGACGUCUCGUCCCUCUGUGGCCCCUGGCGAGGUGUUGUCUCGGGCCUCGGGUCCCGCCGGGGCCGGGGGUCUCCCUCGGGGGCCCUGACCUGUCUCUCAGAGCUCGCUGCCGGGUGCUCGCUGGGUGGUAGACGGAGGGGGAGGCCCGCACAGCCCCCCUCAGUGAGGCGUCCAGGGCUGCAGGGGCAGCGGGAGGAGACGCAGAGCGAGCUUCAGGAAUGGAGCGAACGGAUUUAUUUAAAAACAAAAGCCGCAGUUCUUCCCUGCCCCGGGGAAAACUGGGCUUGAUGUUUGCUGGUCAAACGGCUGGGGCCGGGAGAGGCCCGGGAGAGGCCCAAGCGCCCUGGCAGGCGCUGGCGCGGUGCCCCAAGCAGGCCGGUCCUGCACCCAGCAGUGCUGGCUCAGCGGAGCCCCCGGGACCCCGCACUCUGUGUGGCCACGACGUUUGGUCCCAUCGAGGACCGAGGAUCGGGAUCCUCUCUCUGCUCCCUCUGCGGCUCGCACCCUGCCCAGCUGCUGUCUGUCGCUCCCACCCGCGGCUGCCAUGCAAGCGCCGUGCUUUGCAGCCCACGUUCUCGGGGCUCCCGGUCUCCUCCGGUUCCGCUGAGCCGGCUGAGAACGGCAGAGAACGCUGCUCUGCGGCUGGUCUUUGAGAAGCCGACCGAGCGCGGGCGGGUGUGGGUGACCUAUUUUUCAGGGUGGGAGGACCGGAUUCCUGGGCGCAUUCCUCACUGAGGUUCGCGGCUCCGUCUGUGGUUGUGAAACCCACGGCGGCGCCUGGGCAGCGCGAGAGGGGGACCCUGGCAAGACCGCACUUCCUGUUUGUGUGGCCGGCUCCUGGCCACGGCUCCGGGAGCGCCGUGUCUCUGGCUUCCAUCACUUCGCGAAAGCUCUGCUGAAGCCCGGAGUUUGCCUGGUGACGUGAACGCCCCGGCUGUAGAUCGCUCUGCUCUGCGGGAGCAAAAAGUCCUCUGGCGUCCCCCUCCGGGCUGGCCCGCCUGUCCCUCUCUCCACGCCAGCUCCCCGUGUGAGCUCCCUGACAAAGCCCUUUCAAGGUCAAAGACCCUCCUCGAGCAGCUCUGCCUGGAGGCCUCUUCAUUGCGUCCCGGCUCUGGCUCCGGACACCUGUUGGGAGCCCCUGAAAAGCCAAGAUGCUCAGCUUGAGCGUCGGUGGGCGGGACAGCGUCUGUGGCAAGGCGUGAUGGGCAGGUGGCUCUCUGUAGGUCCUGAUUGUUGAGUGUCAAAUGUCGGAGGGAAAGAGCGUGUGCAGCCCCACCCUCCCUGCGACAUCUCUGGGCUGGAGUUGUGCAGCCUGUGACAAGCCGCGUCGAGGCCGCCAUGGGGUCUUCAGGAUUCCUUAGCCGCCGGGGCUGGGUCCCAGGAGGCUUGUUUCUGGAACUCCCAGGGUUUGCCCGGGGCUGGCAUGGUGCAAUGAGCUAAGCUCCUGCCUAUGACACCUGCACCCCAAGUCGGGGCGCCAGUUCGAGUCCCGGCUGCCCGCUUCCCAGCCAGCUCCCUGCUGAGGCGCCCGGGCAGCAGCAGGAGGUGGCCCGAGUGCUCGGGUCCCUGCCACCCUGUGGGAGACCCAGAGGUAGUUGCGGGCUCCCGGCUUUGGCCCGGCACGGCCCUGGCUGUUGCAGCCAUUGGGGAAGAGUGAGGUCCCGGAAGGAAGCCCUUGUUCCCGCCCCGUCUCUCCCUCCCUCUCUGUCACUCCGCCUUUCAAAUAAAUUGAAAAAUAAGUUACAGCCCCCAGCUCCUCGGGGCCAUCACCCGGGCCCGGGAGCAGGAGGGGCGGCCUCGCCCAUAGCAGGCCUGGCCGUUUCCGUCUGCACGAACGUUUCCCAGUCGGAGCCAUUUUUCUUUGGAAGACAGAAACGACUACAAAGGAGAAGCCCCUGUCAGCCGGGCUGCCCCUCCUUCUGUGGUCCUGGUGGCCUCAGCCCCCCCUCCCCCCCGCACCUGCCCUGCGUUUACAGCAAGGUGGGGGCGCGAGGCCGAAGGGCAGCUCACAGAGGGUGGGCGGGGUGCACCUGCCAGGCCUUUGGGCCGGACUCAGCCUGCCGUCUGCCUGCCUUCUUUUCUAUGAAGAAUGCGUCUUCCUGCUUGCUGUGGGCCGGAGUUGGUCGUACGUGCGUGUGUGCGCUCGGCGUGAGCAGGGGCCGCGCUAUCGCCGGCGGUGCGGUGCAGCCGGCGCGUUUCUGCCGUCUCUGUAACGCGUCUGUGAGGAACAAGUCCCAACCGUUCGUGAAAUAAAACCUCUG